Molecule: messenger RNA, 810 nt
Organism: Penicillium samsonianum
Lineage: Eukaryota; Fungi; Ascomycota; Eurotiomycetes; Eurotiales; Aspergillaceae
Product: nucleobindin SSP120
Exons: 2
Coding region: 77-685 (202 amino acids)
Cellular component (GO): extracellular exosome; endoplasmic reticulum-Golgi intermediate compartment
Molecular function (GO): calcium ion binding
Source: RefSeq, a predicted model, not a curated record
UGAAUGUUUGUCCAAGCACUGUAAAUCUAUCUGCUGUUUUAUUUUCUUGGACAAAUCUCUUUUGUUACGAUAGACAAUGGUCACUAAACUGUUCAGUUUUGCCGCCGGGCUGCUUGCGUUGAGCGGGCUUGCCAACGCCCAUGGCUCGCAUUCAAAUGAUGAAGCUCCCUCAGAUGAUUGGGCCACGAGACACAUGAUCGAGGAACACCACAUUGAAUCCUUUGACCCGGCCUCAUUCUUCAUCCUUCACGACUACGAUUCCUCGGGAACAUGGACACGAGACGAAGUCCGCAAGACAUACGGCCUCAACGACGAAUCCAAUGCCGGUGUCAGUGAAGACAAGAAACGGGAAGCCAUGCGCACAGUGUUUGCGCUUUUCGACCUUGGAAACACUGGGUUUAUUGACCGGGAGGAGUGGCUGACAGGCAUUGCUGCGGGUAAACGGCUCCCUGAUCUUGGUUUCGGCCCCGGACACCAUGGUGACCUUGAGUAUGAGUACGAGAUCCAUCACUUUGAGAAGUACCAUGGCGACGAUGCCACGGAGGCGGACUUGACCCACCCCGAGGAUAUUGAGCAUUUCCGCAAGCAUGACGAGGAGGAGGAUGCUGCUAUUGCCCUCGAAAAGCUGGAGCAGAUUCAAGUUGUCUCUGGCAAUAUUCCUCAGAAGUUCCGUCGAAAUUUUUAGACUGUUAAGGCCACGGUUCUAUGCUUCUUUUCUAUGUACAUACGCGCUUAUACAUAUCGGCUAUCAUCAAAUGAGCCUCCCAGUUCAUCCAACACAUCCUCUCUAACUUGUGAUAUUUGAACAUU